Messenger RNA from Papaver somniferum (opium poppy), 1534 nucleotides. Its product is annotated as ELMO domain-containing protein C-like. NCBI's taxonomy places the organism in Eukaryota, Viridiplantae, Streptophyta, Magnoliopsida, Ranunculales, Papaveraceae. The transcript has 9 exons. The record is from RefSeq and is a predicted model, not a curated record. Bases 452 to 1231 code for a protein of 259 amino acids.
CAAACAAAAACAGGUUUAUUGUACUGAUUUGUUUUUCUUUUUUUUUUCCGGAGAGAGAAAUACCGGAGUAGAGAAGAUUUGAAACCCUAGAAAACGGAAUAAAUUUUGAAGAGGUUUUAGAAGAAAUUCAGUCUAUUCUACUGUUGUGAUUUGAUCUUCUUUAAAGUUCUUGGAUUUGGUUAUUUGUUUUAGUGUUGAUGAAAUUUGAGCUUCUUGAAGGAAACGAAUUCUCGAUUCUCUCUUAUACUUUUGGAGAUUUAACAGGAUUUGAGUGAGUUUAUUGAAAAACUAGAUUUCUCGAGAUUUGAUUGGAUUUCAGCGCAUUGUUUUGAAGAAAUCGUACUACUGUACCUGUAUAAAGAGUAGUCAAGAGAAAGAUUUGGUUUCUGAAUGUUGAAAUUUUGUUAGUACUUUGGUUUAUUAAUGGUAUAAUAAUACUGGAGAGAAAGCUAUGGAUGGACGUGGAGGAUCAUUUGUUGCUGUUAGAAGGAUUACUCAAGAUCAUUCGCAUACUGCUGAGAUUGUGGCAGGAUCAGGGGCAUGGAUUGGAAAAGGUUUUUCAUGUGUUUGUGUCCAAGGUAGCGAUAGCGAUCCUCGCUUGUCAUUUGACUUGACUCCAUCUCAGGAGGAAUGCUUGCAGAAGCUACAAAGACGUAUAGAAGUUAACUAUGAUAAUGCAGAUCCAGAUCACCGGGAAGCCUUGAAGGAAUUAUGGAAUGCAUCCUUCCCUGAAGAAGAACUUAGUGAUUUAGUAUCUGAUCAGUGGAAGGAAAUGGGAUGGCAAGGAAAAGAUCCAGCUACAGAUUUCAGAGGAGGGGGUUUUAUAUCACUGGAAAACUUGCUCUUCUUCGCUAAAAUGUUUCCAAAAUCCUACCAAGAUCUUCUCCAAAAGCAGGAAGGUAAUCGAGCAAUGUGGGAAUACCCCUUUGCGGUAGCUGGAGUAAACAUCACGUUCAUGCUUAUUCAGAUGCUUGAUCUUGAAGCAGUUAAACCACGUACAAUGACUGGGGUUGUAUUCUUGAAGUUACUUGAAGAAAACGACGAUGCCUUCGACAUACUGUACUGCAUAACAUUCAAGUUGAUGGAUCAACAGUGGCUUGCUAUGAAUGCUUCAUACAUGGAUUUCAAUACGGUGAUGAAAUCCACCCAGUAUGAGCUAGAAAAGCAGCUGUUGCUGCUUGAAGAUAUUACACGUAUUGAAGACAUGCCUUACUUCAGUCUCCUACAGUAGAUUCUUAAUCUCAUGAUGUGCUAUAUAGUUUAAAAAGGCAAAAAUACUUGUUGUCCUUGUCUCUCUUUGAUUUUUUUCCGUACUUUUUACAUUUCUGUUUUGUACUUUUAGAUUUGCAACUCUGCGCUCACCAUCUCCAUCUCUAAUUUUGGGAAGUUUCGAUUGGGUUUCUGUAUUACUAUAGCGUCCAGUAUCUCAAAUGUAAAUAUGUUACAAGUUUUUAAGCAUGUAAUCCUCACAAUGGGAAGAGGACUCGAACCAUGAAACAUGAUUCAUUGGAGAAUUGACAUGUAUUCCACUUGA